CAGAGGGUCCUCGCGGAUUUGUCUUCUUCUUUCGUUGGAGGGUUUUGACCUUUCUCUGUGUGAGAAACUGGAUGAGAGCAACUCCAGAAACAAAGUUUUGGAACUAACAUCCAGUCGUUCUCGUUAGUAAUUCCUUCGAUUCGUCACAAUGAGGGCACUGCACAGCCAAAGAAAAGAAGCAGAUAUGGUCAAGAAAAAGUUUCUCAGCUUGAGAACUGGAAUGCUAUUCAUGAUGGAAUGUUCACUAGUUUCCAAGAGUCGCUUGUUCCUGGUAUGAACUGUGGAGCGUGCAGUGUUCGAUUGUUAUCCGUGUAUCGAUGUGAUGACUGUUAUGUUGGCUUCUUUCUUUGCGGCAGCUGUGUUGAAGAAGUGCAUAAACACACAUUGUUUCACCAACGAUACAAAUGGCAGGCUCGAACUUGGAAUUCAUUUGUACCCAGGGGUAGUUGUGAAAAAGUUGUCCGGAGACAUACCCAUUCCUGCUCUACAGCAUUUAUACGGCCCCUGGUCGUUGUUGAUGAUAAAGGACGAUAUCAUCGAUUGAAUUUCCGGUUUUGCCUCUGUGAACCAGUCUGUUACCCUGAUACGUCAUCACCUGUGGCCUUCGUCUCCAAAGAAACCAUGCAUGUGUUUUCAUUUCCACUUCAUGGAUUUGCGGCGGGUAAUAUAUCUUCAAGGAACAAUUCCUGUCAUGGACUUCUGUGAAGCGUUCAAGCACUUAUACAGUCCUUAUGUUCAUUUUGAAGACCCGGCAAUCCAGAAUAUCUACAGAGUCCUGAUAAAUGAAAGCUUCGAGGAAUACAGGGCUUUCAUAUACCAGUGUGACUAUCUCCGUGAUGUCUGCCCUGAUUUUGGUGAUGGAACAGUAUGUCCUGCUUGUCCAAUGGAAGAUGAUUAUCCAGUGAUAAUUUCAAUGGAUGGUAACUUUGGGCUUGUGCGGAAAAAGUCGUCUGGUGUCAGUUUUUCCGAGCCGAAGCAUGCGGGUCACUUCUUUUCUAAUCAGAGUGAGGUUGAUGAGUUUGUUCAAAAACAUAACGGAAGCAUGAAGAAAGCUGGCGACGCUUGCAGCAAUUUCAAGGGUGGAAAUACUUUGAGGACAAAUAGUCGAUACGAAAAAUUGGAUGAGACAGCAGUUUUUGGUUCGGCAUGUCGUCAUCGUUCAGAUUCUGGUAGUCUUUUAGAUAGGUUGAAGCUGGCAAUUCUUAUAUUUCACUGCUAUGGCCACAAGUUACCUUGUAAGGUUAGGUACAGUCCUCGGCGAGUUGUUGGUGUUGGGUUAACAGACGGUGAGACACUGGAAUGUCUGUGGUCCUUUUUGCGGAGUUUCUCAAAGAUAACGAAAGAAAUGACCCCCAGUCACAGGAUAGAUGUUCUUAAUGAUGCUAUGAUCUAUUACACAAACAAGAAGGUCUCAAAGAUCGGUCCGUAUCUGGCGUCAAAGCUGACGAAAGCUGAGGAUGUAAUGUCAACAACAAAAAAGGAAUUGAAAGCUCUCCUUGAAGUGUCAGAAAGUCAGGUAGAACUCUGGCUUGCAGAGGCACAGAUUCCUGCUAGUUGUCAGCGACUGAGACGAGAUCUGUCCAGCAAGGCCAGUAUCUUACAUUCUGUCAACAAACACAGUGUUGAGAGGGCUGCAUCUCGAAAUGGUAAAGAAAUAAUUAUGCCGAUGGCCAGGCUAUUGCAAUUAAACUGCAGAAAAACAUCAACAGAACCAAUCGGCAUAUUAAGAAGAUGUUGGAAAUCUUCAACACAAAGGACAUGGAUGAGAGUUUACCAGAGUCACUUGUUUACGAAGAUGCGUUGAAGGGACAUUACUUAGGCAGGAAGAAGCACCAAUUGUAGGUCCUAAUGAUAGUGUGCCAUUCUACCUUAAAGAACAAGCUGUUGACUUGUUUUGCCACCACUCCCGAGUUUUUGAGGAAUGGUGCUUGUUGUUGGAGAAGAUGGUCAAUGUUGACCGCGUCUUUCGGAAGCAACAACAAGUUUUGUUGGCCUGUGCAACAUCGGACUAUCUCUCACAGGGCCAGAUGGAAAUGGUAGUUGCUAAGGCAAUUUCUAAAGAAGAACUUCACAAUGAAUUCUAUGAGGCAUGCAAGGGCAAUGUGGAAUUGCCAUUUCCUGGGCAGACAUUUAUUGCAUCUGUCAUUAACAAUCAUCAAAGCAUCACCACUAGUGAACUUGGCCUUCCUGAGGAAGAGGUCAGUGACUUCCUUGAAAGGGUGCAGUGUUUGGGGGAAGAGCAGGAGCAGCAUGGUGAUGAUGGGGACGAUCAUGAGAUAGAAGAGGGAUUAACUGCAGUUCAGGAGAGUGAUUAUUUGGAUCUGAUUGAUUGUAGCUACAAUUUUUGAGGUCUUCAUGUUUAAGGGUCGGUCCCUCCCUUCUCCUGGGACAGAAAAGAAAAAGAGGUUACGAAAGAACAAACAGAUGAGAAAAAAGGCUCAAUUAGUUGAAGAUCAAGUUGCUAGCUGUUCUUUUCAAGAUGGCAGCCUUCUGGACAAUGAAAGUACUCAGAAACCUACUGCACCUGUUGCUGAUUCUUCUCAUCAGGAUGACUGCAGAAAAAAGAUACUGAAACACAGGAACAGUUAAAUGAAGCUGUAGUGUCAACAAGUUCACCAAAUAAGAGUCAUUGUGCUGCUAGCGCAUAUACACAAGCAUGGAUAUCAAAAUUUGCCUCACACGGUGCGCCUACUGGUAGUUCAACUCUUACAAAAGAAGCCAUAACUGUUCAAAGAAGGAAGUUAUGUCUGCAAAGUUCCACAGAGAGAAGGUCACCAGAAAAAUGUCCGUCACAAGAAAGUUCCAAAUUAAGACAACUGAGAAGUGACUACGAAAAGCUUGAAGACAAGUGUGACAGGCUAAAAGAUGAACUUGUGUAGACAGACAGGCGCUAUAAAUACUUAUAUGAACAGUACAACAACGUGCAAUUCAUGGCCUCAGUGCGGAAUGAACGACACAAAAUUUGUACCCACUUUCGAAUGGCGGAGCAAGUGUCGUCAUAUGCUGCCAAGCAGGUUGAAGAGAGUGUUUUUAGCAACGUCUUUUUCAAUUCAGACUGUGACAUAGACAACGUCAUUGUUCCUAUCAUCAAUGUAAAGCUGAUGAAAGUAUUAAAAGUUGGAGACACUUGCCAAAUAUACAAAGCCGCCUGCCACACUGUCAAUAGGUUCGCUGCUAAGCAAUACAGUGAUGAGAACUAUGCAUCCGUUGUCAACCGAGAGUUUCGGGUGCUGUCCUGUAUCAAUGCCAC
This is a messenger RNA of Lineus longissimus, 3250 nucleotides long. RefSeq lists its product as uncharacterized. Lineage: Eukaryota; Metazoa; Nemertea; Pilidiophora; Heteronemertea; Lineidae. The transcript has 19 exons. The record is from RefSeq and is a predicted model, not a curated record. The coding region runs from base 626 to 1804 and encodes 392 amino acids.